AUGCCUCAUCAUCAACCACGCGAUGACAAUAACAAUGACCAAGGGUCAAUGAGGACUACGCCUGUAAAAGGUACUCAAGAAGUGCCUGCAACAGCCCCUAUAUUCGAAGGUCACUUGUAUCUACAACAUCCAGAAAAGAGCGGCCGAUGGCAGUGGCGACUAUUUCGUUUCGAUGGCACAUCCUUCACUUGUCUCUCGACACGAAAAAUCAAGUUACCACCUGAUACACCUGUUGAUCCUACUCCCAAUGAGAAUACACUCGUUCAGUCAUUGUCAUCACAUCAACUGAAUCAGCAUCAUCAUCAUCAUCACCAGCAACACAAUAUGAAUCACUCCACUUCUUUUCACACAUCCCACACAUCGCCAUUACUUGCAACACCAAAGGAUAAGACAUUGCGCCUCGUUUCCAUGACAAGUGCAAGUAUGCCAGAUUUACCAGCUCUUGCCACAACACCAUCCAACAAUAUCAAUGAGCCCAUGCUAGCCAGCUAUUAUCAAUUACCAAAAUGGACCGUGGACAUUGCCAACAUUUCCGCUAUUUCGGUUUUGAAAGGAUCCAAGAAACGAUCUCCUUUUAGCUCAAACUCAUCAAAGUCAAAAUGCUUUUGUAUACGCACCUACGAUGGACAAUGCCAUGUCAUGAAAGCACAAAAAUACAAGGAUUUGGAACGUUGGCUCUUUGUUCUCACAAAGAUGUGGAGAUUUGUUCAAACCAUUCGCGACCAAAUGCAAAAACAACAGCAACAACAACAGCAACCACUCGUUGUCAUGCAACCACCACCCACAUCAUCUUAUCCACCUCAUGCCAACGCUAUGUUUAUGCAUCCACCAUCAUCAUGGGAACAACAACAACAACAACAACAGCAGCCGACAUUUGCAACAGCACGUCCAUUUGAUAACACAAUCACUGCACGUAACCUUGUCCCGCCACCGCCACCACCACCGCCCCAUAUUCAUGAUAAUACGAUUGCCCCAACGACAUCAUCACCACCACCAGCACCUGUGGGAGCCCCAUCAUUUACACAGCCCCAUCAUCAACAACAGCAACAACCAUCCACUCAAUAUGAUGCACGUUACAAGGCACCCAUGUUAUCCAUGGAAAAAGUACAUUGGAUCGAUCAAUGGCGUGAAUCGCUUGCUGAGCUUGCAGCUUAUGAUCAAAAAGCCGUAUCACCACCACCCAUUGAACCUAUCCCUGAUGAUGAUCAAAUUAGCUCAAUCAGCGGAUUAACCAGUAUUAGCCAUCGUGGAAGACCACCUGCAGCUGCAGCUACAGCACCACGGCGAUCCAUUGUGUCACCUCGGAGAAAAGCAUCGAAACGAUCCAUUCGUUCCAUCACAGCUAGCAUGAAACGUGUUGCUGGUGGAGGAGGUGGUGGUGGUAAUGCAAGUGGCAGUGGUGGACAUCCUACUGAUGGUGGUGGUACCAUUAAAUCCAACAGCAUUGCACCAGCCAACGCAUCAUCGGCCGCAAUUAUGCCGCAGGAACUGCCAUUGGAAGAUCGACCAAGCUCCUCCUUGAAAAAGAAGCGGUCUGAUGAAGUGAAGAAUUGGAUCACAAGCAACAAAGCAGAGGAGAUUGUAAUUGUGGGACCAGACAUGGACUAUUUCCAAGAUGCAAACACUGUACUAGAAAAGGAAGAGUCAGUGAACGCCGAUGCCGAUUACCGAGCAGCUGUCCGAUACCAUACUUCGAUUCGUGGUCGAAAUGUACAAUUGGUGGAGGAAGAAGAGCAACAACAACAACAGCAUGCUAUCAAUGAACGACAAAAUCAACUUUCGCAUCGUGCUUCAUUAAUCGCUGACGAGCAAAUUCAUGGACAUUCGCCAUUGCAAACAUUAGCAAGAACAGAUAACCCGCGUGCAUUGCAACAACACAUCAAUUAUGCAAAGCGUAGCAGUAGCCCAGCACUCAUGUGGCAAUCAUCAACAACGACACAGCCACUCAACACAAGAGGAAUGGAUGAUGAUAACAAUGAUGACGAUGAUAUGAGCUUGGCAGAUUUACAACGAUCCUUACGACGUGUAAGUGUGAAUGACGAUCCAAGGCAGCAGCAACAACAACAGCAACAAUAUAAUCGUGUAAGGUCACCUUCGGCAUCAUCCAUUCUCGACAAGCGUGCACCAUUAGAUCUUAUCAACAAUCAACGCAGCAUUGUUUAUCCACAGCCGCAUCCUUCGUAUUAUACGCCUUCAUCACAACAUUACAGUACCCAACCAUUACCACCACCGAGUACUCCUUCUAUUGUGGCACCUGCUGUACCUCCAAUGCCUGUAGGACGAUGCUCAACGCCUUCACGCCCAUUUUAUGGUCAGCCUACAAUGUCAUCUUCCGAAUUAACAAGUACACAAAGCAAGAAAAUGUAUCAUUACUUUGACACCCAAUCCUCAAGGACCAUAGCCACUGAUGCAGUAACACCACCUGUCGACAAGAAGAAACGACCACAAUCUUGGAUGAUUCCUUCUACGACUACUUUUCUCGAUCCAAAAUCAGCAGGGGCUGCUCCUACAACGACGACAAUAGUACACCCAUCUCUCAAAGCUACUACAUCAUCCAACAGUAACCACGAUCACUAUUAUACCAGACGUUCCAUAGAUGUCGCCGAUACCAUACGCCGAGGUAGCACUAGUAGUAAUAGAUGGUCUUAA
This is a messenger RNA of Lichtheimia ornata, 2649 nucleotides long. RefSeq lists its product as uncharacterized. The coding region runs from base 1 to 2649 and encodes 882 amino acids. The transcript is spliced from 2 exons. Lineage: Eukaryota; Fungi; Mucoromycota; Mucoromycetes; Mucorales; Lichtheimiaceae. The record is from RefSeq and is a predicted model, not a curated record.